Molecule: messenger RNA, 3812 nt
Organism: Eurytemora carolleeae
Lineage: Eukaryota; Metazoa; Arthropoda; Copepoda; Calanoida; Temoridae
Product: erythroid differentiation-related factor 1
Exons: 7
Coding region: 37-3687 (1216 amino acids)
Biological process (GO): positive regulation of DNA-templated transcription
Molecular function (GO): protein binding
Source: RefSeq, a predicted model, not a curated record
UUUUGUUUCAGAUGAUCGUUUAUUAGUUUACAGAGAAUGGGAGAUUCUGAAAGUCAUGAGAUAUACAAAACCAAUAGGUUAAGUUAUGCAAUACCUAUGCCUUAUCUUCCCUCAACUUCAGAUGCAACCAAGGUUAGGAGCUCCUCCCCUACCGAACCCUACCCGGAGAUGAACUUAUCCGAACCUGAACAGUGUUCUCUCCAGGAGGUUGAGCAGAUGAACUGCUUGAGCCCAACCAGGGUGAACAGCAAGGCGGUGGUGAGGUACGCGGAGAUGGGACUACCCGUCCCUCUCAACAUGGUUGCGGAGAAUACGGAUCUAAGAAAAGCUCCGAAGAAUUGGUUGAGAAAAGGAACUCAGACCAAGGGGUUUGUUCCAUCUAGCCACCUCCAGACCGGGUUCUCUUCCUUCAAGCUCGCAAACGACUUCGUGGACUGCAUGCCAGACGUCGACGUGAUCUCUGACAGUGAGAACAUCAAGAAGUUGCUCAAGCUUCCCUACAGUAACAACAGCAUCAGUAUGAUCGUCCACAGGGUCGGCAAGAGUCUGCUUAUCGACGAUUUUGACAUUCACCAAUAUUUGCUGAAGCGGUCUGCCACGGAGUGGGAUUGGUUGAGGAAAUAUUUUGCUCAGACGAUCCUUCAUCAGAUCGAGGACAAGGACGGAGCUGUGGUGAGGAAGAACUGCAGUAACUCAGCACUACAGGAGCGGAACCUGAUAUCAAAGUUUCUCUACAGGAGUCUCCAGCAUACAGAGGAGGAGGAAGCAGAAGCCAGUAUUGAAGCACUGAAAGAAAGUCUUGGAAGUGCUGCUUUAAUAAACGACUCCGUUUUGAAAAAUAUUCCUCCUUUGCCGGACCCGGAGAUAGAGAAAACUAUCCCACACCUGGGCGAGGCCAAAGAGGACGGGUUUGCCAGGAACUUUAUCUGGACCUUCGAGGAUAUCCGGAUGUUAAUCGGGUCCAACAUGCCAAUAUUCGGAGACGAGGAUCAUCCUUGUGUUAGUUUGAAGUUAAGGGAUAUGAAGAAACCUAUAAAUGUUUUGACCGGAAUGGAUUACUGGCUGGAUAACCUCAUGUGUCAGGUUCCUGAAGUUGCAAUGUGCUACCACAUUGACGGAAUAGUUCAGAAAUAUGAACUCAUCAAGACAGAAGAACUUCCUUACAUGGAAGGAUCUAAGUUCUCCCCUAAGAUAGUAAAGAAUAUCGCCCAGAAUGUUCUUGCCUUCCUGAAAUCUAAAGCUGCUAAGGAGGGGCACACCUACUGGUUGUUCAAGGGGAAGAAUGAUGAUAUCGUGAAGCUCUACGAUCUAACAUCGCUGAGUCAGAAGGACAGCGGGAUCAAACCGUCGAACACUGAGGAUGAUAUGACCGGAGAAGGUGGCGGGAUGGAGACGGAACCUGACAAUCCGUUUCAAACACCCGUCUCUCUUCUUCUCUAUAGGCUUGCCAGGAAUAUUGUUGACUCCAGGGGACGACGGGAGGACGACGCUGUUGCCCAGGCACUCUUAAAGAACUGUAUUCAACUGCUGGAUCACAGUAAAUAUCCUCAUAUUGCCACAUCCGCGCAUUUUCUUCUUUCGGAACUUUACGUUCCUGCCGAUACGGAUCCCGCCAAACCUUAUUUUCCGAAAACUUCGCCACAUUCGUCCGUUCCUGACGAGGAUUCUGACGAACAGUUUGACAGUGACGAGGAUUUUGAAAGUUCUGUUGACAUUCACACACUCUGCUACCCGAGUAAAUUGUACGGGUUCAGAUCCAAGGAUAAAUGCGCUCCACCGAUAUCCGAUGAUAUUGAGUUCCGAUGUACGGAAGCUCUGCUGCAUAUAGAUCAUGGAUUGAAGUUUAUCACGAGCCUGGAGGCGAGAACACAGGCCAGCUCUAGCGCCUUCAGGAAGGAGAGGGAAAGGGUUGAACGUGAAAAUUUAAAAAUGUCCGUCCCGGGACAAGCAAUCCCGAUGGGAUACAUCUCAUCCGAUGUUAGGAUUGUUCAGAAUAAGAUCUCGGAAUGGGAGAAGUCCUGUGACGUGAAACCAACCUUCAGUCAGCUUUCUAACUCGGAUUAUCUCAAGUUUCUGCUUCUAAAGAAGGCUCUGCUCGUCUAUAUAACACUGGCUGAGAUCAGUUUUGAUCUCAAGAAGUUCGGUCGAAGCUUAAAGUGUGUCAAAAGAGCUUUAAAUUGUUUCUCGAUGGUUGAGUCCAUUGGAGGAGAGAUAGAGGCAGAAACCUGCGGAGGAAUGAUCAGCUUUGCUCUGGGUGUGGCAGGGGACUGCUAUCUUGCAUUCAUAUCUGCGUGGGGUAACCUUCCCCUGUACCUGGAGCAGUAUAACUCCGCUGAGGCCGGAGAAGGAGGGAUAGCGGAGGAGGUUGAGAAGUACACAGACGAGAUAGACAGAGACUGGACCAUUAAACCACCAAAAGAUAUCCAGGAGGGAUUAUCCUUGUCUGCCCGGUGCUAUGGUCGUGCUCUAGGUUUCCCAUCACUACCAGACGAAGAGAUGGUUAGUCUCAACCGUAGGCUUGGAAACGUUCUCAACGAGGAGGGGGUGUUCUUCAUGAACCAGGCAACUGCCCUGGUCAAGAACUUAUCAGACGAAGACACCGCGGAUGUAUCCGCCUCGACUCUCCGUGCUGCGGAGACCCUGUUAGAGAGAUCAAGGGAGUUUAUGAACCAGGGGAUUGCACUCUUCCAAAAGAUUGACGAUAACGCUAAUAUUGCAUUACUUCUCUCCAACUCAGGUCGUCUCUGGAGGAUUGCUGGUCAUAUCAAGAGCUUGACAAGAGAGCGGAACAAGCACGAGUUUGGAAGUGCCGAGAAGGAUGAAUAUAAGAGAGCUCUCUCCGAGUAUCAAAAAGCACUGAAAACCCUAGGGAACAGGAAAAUGAAUCCUUCUGUUUGGGAUUCUGUUACCUACGAGCUUUGCUGUACUUUCUUCACUGUUGGAACCUUGUUCCAAGACCAAGCUCCUCUCUCUUCUCUCUCGAGGGAGGAUGCGGAGAAACAAGUAAUAGAGUUCUUCCUGAAGGCUCUGAUGUACUGCGACAUUGAUACUGUAAGUUCCCGUCAGGAUUUGUACAGGAGAAGAGCUGCAGAGAUUCAUCUUAGACUUGCCUCUCUGUACCAUCAUUCCUAUCGGAGCUUUGACAUUGAAGACACGUCCUUUAGGAAAAAGAAACUCAAACAGUUGUCGGAGAAUCACUAUUGUAAAGCUGCUCCGCUCUACCUACAGCAGGAGAGGUUUGUUUACUAUCUAAGAUGUGUCCUGGAGAAGGGAGCGCUUCUUGAGGCUCAGUUAGACUCUCUAACUUCCCCCGGAGCAAAACAAAAACAGUUCUUUCUCAUUCUUUCCUGCCUCCUGGAGACAAGACCGGCUUUGGAACAAAUGAGUUCAGGUUCAGACACGGAUACUCAGACUGUUCCCAGCUCAGAGAAGGUUGAAUCUAGCUCCACGAAGUUGGAGGAUGAGAUAGAGGAGGAGAUCUAUGUCACCAACACGUUGCUCCAACGGGUUCAGGCAACGCUUCUCUCUCUGUAUAAACUCCUGAUGGGGAAAACUCCGAAGAAAGGAAGGGAACCGAGUCCACUGGUUAAUAAAUUUAAAGAGCUCUAUGCCGAGAGUUUAAAAACUAAAAAUAUUGCGUUUGAAAUCCUGAAUCUGUUAAACAAAAUUCAAGAAGCUAAUCCCUAGUUUACUAAUUGUUAUACUAACACCGUUUUAACAAUAUUUCUAGUGUUAUUACGUUUCAUUCAGCCUGGUGCUUGUAUUUGAAAAUAAUCAUAUAUAUAUUCAUAAUAUAUCUAAUGUUUCAGAAA